AUGCAGGAAGUGUCUACUCCUGUCGCGAUCUUCAAGGCCCUGACCGAGUUUGUUCGCCAGAGCACUGCUCCUACCAUGUCCGAGUUUAUGCAAACCCUGGAAAAUGCGUCAAGAUUGAUCCGGGAGGACUCUGCUACUAACGCGAGCUCACGCCGCAGUCUGGAUCUCUUUAUGAGAUUUGUGACCAGAAACUCGCAUGAUUUCUCGUUGUCGGAAGAAGCCCGCAGCUUCGAAGACUUCAAGGGUAAUCUCUUGUCGAGAGCGGCGCUGAUUCUUGACAAGGCGUCUAUGGCCCGCGAAAGAGCUGCCGAAGUAGGUGCUCAGUUUGUGAGAGACAAUGCAGUUAUUCUUGUGCAGGCCUAUUCGCGUGUGAUCAUGAGUGUGCUGUAUCAUGCAGCAAAUGUACAGAACAAACGAUUCAAGGUGUAUGUGGCCGAAGGAAGACCAAAUAGUGAUGGAAUUCAAGCUGUAGAUGCUCUCAGAGCAGCUGGUAUUCCUUGCAGGGCUGUACUGGACUCUGCAGUUGGAUAUAUUAUGGACAAGGUUGACAUGGUCUUUGUGGGUGCUGAAGGUGUUGUGGAAAACGGAGGUGUGAUCAAUCAGAUUGGUACCUAUCAAAUUGCACUAGUGGCCAAUGCGUUGAGCAAGCCUGUAUAUGCAGUGGCAGAGAGUUAUAAGUUUGUGCGUGUGUAUCCACUCAACCAGUAUGAUCUUCCCUCAGAGACGCCUGAUAUCGUAAGCUUUGCUUCUCGCCGCAAGUCUUUCAGUACUUCGGGUCCUACAGGUGUAGAUGAGAUUGCUGCCAGCAACCCUUCUGUAGAUUAUACUCCUCCCCAGUACCUUACACUUCUUCUUACUGAUCUUGGAGUUUUGACGCCUAGCGGAGUGAGUGAUGAACUGAUCAAGCUGUACUUGUAA
This is a messenger RNA of Phycomyces blakesleeanus NRRL 1555(-), 918 nucleotides long. RefSeq lists its product as hypothetical. The record is from RefSeq and is a predicted model, not a curated record. Bases 1 to 918 code for a protein of 305 amino acids. Gene Ontology annotation, molecular function: guanyl-nucleotide exchange factor activity; translation initiation factor activity. Gene Ontology annotation, cellular component: eukaryotic translation initiation factor 2B complex. NCBI's taxonomy places the organism in Eukaryota, Fungi, Mucoromycota, Mucoromycetes, Mucorales, Phycomycetaceae. Gene Ontology annotation, biological process: translational initiation. The transcript has 7 exons.